AUGGCUAACCAAGGCACAGCCUUAUGCACCCCCCUGCCAUCUCCCUCCAAACCUCGCUGUCGUCCAGCACCUCUACGACUACAAAGCCUUGGAGUUGAUCCGAGUCUUCUAGUCGGCAAGGUACUAAGGAAACUGAGCCGCUCUCCAAAACAUCCUACUUUAACCCUGGAUUUCUCGGACAACACUACAUUUCAAAUUCUUGUUGAUGGUUAUGACCCUGUUCAUAGAGGUCUUCCAAAGGAACUUGAGAUGGACUCGUCCCUAGAGCAGCUUCUCACAACAGGGCAAGCGCACGUACAGUGGACGAUCAAAGAUUGUGCUCUCAUAACCUUGACAGACAAGGCAUUCGAGUCGAGAGAGAGGGAACAACGGUGGGACCAGAAUCACACCGGAGUCGCAUUUCGCUUCGUUGAAGACCAGAUGUGGCAUUGCGUAUGGGCCACUCUGACGGAUCAUGACCGCGGCAUAUGCGUCUUUCGCAGCUACGACGACGUUUAUAUUGAUCAACUACAUCGUUUUCCUCGAAAACGUCGUGCGAACGUACCCGACUCUCCUAUAGAUCUUCGCUGA
Messenger RNA from Suillus fuscotomentosus, 570 nucleotides. RefSeq lists its product as uncharacterized. The transcript has 2 exons. The coding region runs from base 1 to 570 and encodes 189 amino acids. Lineage: Eukaryota; Fungi; Basidiomycota; Agaricomycetes; Boletales; Suillaceae. The record is from RefSeq and is a predicted model, not a curated record.